Pistacia vera is the source of this 644-nucleotide messenger RNA. RefSeq lists its product as uncharacterized. The transcript is spliced from 3 exons. The record is from RefSeq and is a predicted model, not a curated record. The coding region runs from base 118 to 465 and encodes 115 amino acids. NCBI's taxonomy places the organism in Eukaryota, Viridiplantae, Streptophyta, Magnoliopsida, Sapindales, Anacardiaceae.
AUCACCCUUGAGCUCCAGCUGCACCUGAUUCUAAGGUUGAAAUUGGGUUUCUGACCAAAGAAGCUGACAAGAAACCAAUGGACUUGUGAGAAAAACAAGCGUUCUUCUUAUCAACUGAUGUACCGCGCUCUCAAACUUAUUUUCAGCACGAUGAGCGUGGUAAUGCCAGGCAAGUUGGUCGAAGCUUUGGUCGUGGAGCUGCUUCUGACCGAGAAUGGCAGAGGGAUUCAAGAAGUCAAAGAAAUGAAAGAGCUGCUGACAAGAAAGAAGCAUAUGAUACAUGGCCAAGAGAUGAGAAAUCACAAGGUAAGGGGGUUGACAGCAGUGUUUGGCGCCAUGAUGAAUUCUUCAAGUUGGAUACUGAUCCACAACCACCUGCCCAGAAAAGACGAGCAUUUAGGGAAGAGAAGAUCUCAUUGGACUCUGAAAAUGUGGAUGAAGCAGAAGAAGAAUCAAUCAAGGUGAGCCGUCCCAACCAUCCUGCACUAGGAAGUGAAAGAAGGCAGCAGAGAGGCCGUGAUUCCCACCAUUCAGAUAGAGCUAAGAAGCCACCUACAGGAGAUAGGUUGCCAAACAGGGGAGAAACACAAAAGGGUUGGCUAUCUAUCAGGACAGAGGUAUGGUGGCGGUGGUGGUGGUGGUGG